Molecule: messenger RNA, 2061 nt
Organism: Penicillium manginii
Lineage: Eukaryota; Fungi; Ascomycota; Eurotiomycetes; Eurotiales; Aspergillaceae
Exons: 1
Coding region: 1-2061 (686 amino acids)
Biological process (GO): mRNA processing
Cellular component (GO): exon-exon junction complex
Molecular function (GO): mRNA binding
Source: RefSeq, a predicted model, not a curated record
AUGGCUCCCCCUCGUCGACGUCAUAUCGGCGCAAGCCGCAGGAAGAGAAGGGAAGAUGAAGGCGAAGAGGAGGGCUCGACCGCCGGAGAUCUGGAAGAUGACUCCUUGAGCGAAGGCUCUGCGGAAAGCCAUCAAGAAGAUGAGGAUGCCGAUGUAGAAGGUAGCGAGGACGAAGAAGAAACACAGAUCACCAAGGAAGCAGGCAAGCCAAAUCGCCGAAGGAUUAAUGGCCGUGGGCUACGAGAAGAACGGAAACGACGCAGCUCGGCAUCUCCCAAUAAACCCGGACUGAAAACUACGGUAUCGGAUACGGAAGCUAUGUUGAACGGCCUCAAAAUCACCGACGAGGGUGGGGAGGUUGACUUUGAUCAACUCGAGGAGGAUCGAGAGCUCCAGACCGGCCGAACGCCGUCGGCCCCUCCCACCGAGCCAAAGCGGGAAACCCUGGCUGCAAAGAAACGCCGGGAGCACGACAAAUAUAUGAAGGAGCGUGAACAGAACCCGGCUUUUGUACCCACGCGGGGCCGCUUCUUUCUCCACGAUAACCGGACAACAGAGGCAGGGACAAACGGGCAUCGUCCCUUCAAUAAGGGCAAAUCAUCUCGCCCUGUUGGUCUGAUUGUCGAUGGAAAUUCCCGCAGGUACGGUCAGCUCUUGUUAUUCAUUGACAAAACAAGUUUCACUGACGUUAUACCAUCCAGAAACUCUACAAAGACCGAUGCUAGUGAAGGGAAGUGGGAUCAUGACCUCCACGCUACCGUAGCUGGUGAUGAACGCUCUGGUUCCAAACAGCCGGCCCCCUCAGCAGCACCGAACCCCCCUUCAAAUGUUCCCACUGCACCUCGCUCCUCCCCGCCAAACCGAUCCUUCUCCAGUACUACUCUCGUUGGCCAUGCACCGGUUGUGGUGUUCUUGCCCGGUAUGAGCCAGGCGAAACCAUUUGCCUCAGUGCCAAAGAAACAGCAUACGCGCCUUCCCCAGCACCGCCCUCCUCUGCGGCGUGACAAACCCGUGCGAAUCUCACUUCCUGGUCAAUCUCCUCGUUAUAUUUUCCCGUCUACUGAGCGUUCAUUUAUCUUCAUUCCCCGCGCAUUACGUCCUAACCAGCAAGGAUAUCGAGGCCGUGGCCGUGGUGGAUAUUACACCGGACGUCGGCCAAGUUAUUACCCAGGCUCAUACACACCUAGCGUUGCCAGCCGGCGAUCUUCGUUCGGCAUGGGCUCCCAGGAUGGAUUCCCAUCGCCAGCAGGCUCGGUCUAUUCGCGUCCAUCGAUGUCUCAUCAUGAUAUGGGCAAACCUGUUGUUCGCCUGCCGCCCCCACCGCGUCCUCCCGUCGGUAUUCCUCCAGGUGGACCUGGUAUGGGCAUGCCAGGACAGAUGGGCAUGCCAACGAUGCUCCCUCCAUAUCCACCAUACCGUGAAAGCCGCCCGGCUCCAAUUCCGAUGCAUCAACCUCGUCCUCAAAAGACAGUUUCCGUAGCAGAUAUCGAAACCCCCGCCAACCUACACUUCAACCCACCGCAGCCCCAGCAAGAGCAACCAUUUCAUCAUCAAGUCCCUCUGCCCGUGGCCGGUCUUGGCCAGGAGCUACAUGGUUCAUCGAGUCAGCAUUCGGGGACGCCACUCUCUCAGAUCCCCGAGCGGGCUGUGCACGCAGACUCUUUCCACCCCUACGCAUAUCAGCAGCCCUCCGGUUACUAUCCCGGUUACCAGCCUCAUCAGGGUGGUAUGUAUUAUCCUGGAUAUAAUGGACCGAUGGGACCGGGUGCUUCCAUGCCAAGUUUCCCUCCCGGUCAGCAACCGAUGCCCUAUGUUCUUCCACAAGCAUCGAAUGAGCAAGCCGGACAACCCGGGACUGUGGCCCAUGAAUCCGGUGGUACGGUCUACUUCUACGAUACCAACCAGAUGUAUCAGAACCCCAACAACUACGGGCCAGGACCAGGACCAGGACCUGGGGGAGUGGUUGGAAUGGGAGGCAUGAUGACGCCACCAGGCACCACUUACUACUAUCCUCAAGGGCCGGGGGCUGGAGGCAACAUGCCGUACUAUGGGCAGCAGUGA